GACAAAGAAAUUACAAGACAAGUUACAAAAAAAAACAAAACCAAAAAUGGAGAUGAUCUGCAAAUUAUUCGCCGUAGUAUUCCUCUCCGUCGUCCUCUACUCCAUCCAGGCGAAAGCACAAGGAGGAGACGGUGAAGUGAUGAGUUGCCUGCAAAAACUGACGCCGUGUCAGCCGUACAUACACACGUUGAAUCCGCCGCCACCGCCGUCGUGUUGCGGGCCAGUGAAAGAGAUUGUAGAAAAAGAGGCGCCGUCAAAGAAGAAGAUAAAAACGAAAAACACGACGUGUUUAUGCACCCUUUUAGACAAUCCGGCGAUACUACAACAACGCAACAUCACCAAAGAUAACGUUCUUGAUCUCUCUAAAGCCUGUAGCGUUAAUCCUGACGUCUCAAAAUGCACCAUAAUCGCUUCAUCUUCUCCCCUUCGCACUGCGUCGCCGGGAUCAGCCAGCGCAGGAGGCUCUUCCGUUCAAGCUGUUAGUUUCAUCGGACUUGUCUUUGCGUCUGCUUUUGCAUCUCUA
Molecule: messenger RNA, 523 nt
Organism: Thlaspi arvense
Lineage: Eukaryota; Viridiplantae; Streptophyta; Magnoliopsida; Brassicales; Brassicaceae
Source: the annotation of a GenBank genome assembly